Messenger RNA from Cooperia oncophora, 867 nucleotides. The record is from the annotation of a GenBank genome assembly. Lineage: Eukaryota; Metazoa; Nematoda; Chromadorea; Rhabditida; Trichostrongylidae.
AUGUCGGUGCUGUCACCACCGGAUGUGCGAAAGCUUGUUGAAGCACUCCUCAGCGAUCUGCGACAACUUUCCACGGAAGCAAAAAAGAAGCAUAAUCAUGUAAAGGAGGCAGCAGAGUCGGGCGUUGUUCGAGUCCGAAAUAUCAGCACCGCGUCAGCCGAGGCAACGCUUCUCACCAAUUUGCGAGCGGCUAGCAAUGAAUUGCUUCAUCCGCUCAUUCUCGCCUGUGCUACUCGACAAACUCGACUUGUUCAAAUCGCCUUGCAAAGCAUACAACGACUAGUUCAACAUCGUAUUCUGGAGGCGAGCUGUGCAAACGUAGUAGUCAGCGAAUUAUGGGGUCUAGUCGAAGUGGAGUGUGAAGAGCUUCGGGUUCUGCAGACCGUGCCUCCACUGGUGUCGGCUGAUCUUCUUGUUACUGGAAACACUCUUGCGAAGUGCAUCGUUAUGUGUUUUCGUAUGCACUUCGCUAAGGACCCUGUAGUUAUCAAUGCUGCUUCAGCGGCAGUACGACAGUUAGUGGGAUGUGUGUUCGAGCGUGUUAUACAGGAGGAUGGAGUUUUCAGCACAGAGCUAACUGUAGUACCGUCUUCUGGAGGACGUCCAUCACCGAGAUCUGCACCUCCGACACUACGACCAUGUGCUGCCGACGCCUACUUGUUGUUCAAGGAUCUAUGCUUGCUGAUUAAUGCGAAACCGAGUGUGUGGCUAGUAGGGAUCCAUGAAAUGACAAGGACUCUUGGGCUAGAGCUUAUCGAGAAUAUUUUGAAAAGUUAUCCAGGAGUGUUCUUUCGGCAUCCGGAAUUUUGCGAUCUGUUGAAAUCCGAAGUAUGUCCACUGUCAGAGGUCUUGCAAUCCACAAUAUAA